Messenger RNA from Carassius gibelio (silver crucian carp), 3098 nucleotides. It is a transcript of the gene ccdc106a, whose product is annotated as coiled-coil domain containing 106a. The coding region runs from base 231 to 1385 and encodes 384 amino acids. Gene Ontology annotation, cellular component: nucleoplasm. The transcript is spliced from 9 exons. The record is from RefSeq and is a predicted model, not a curated record. Lineage: Eukaryota; Metazoa; Chordata; Actinopteri; Cypriniformes; Cyprinidae.
AGGUGGCAUAAUAGUGUCUAUCUUCACGUUGUUUUUAGCUCUGCUACUGAGGGUGAUUUAAUUGUUAUUGUUAGCAGGCUGAUUCUUCAGCAAACACAGCGAAAGUGCAUUGAGACACGCAUCAAAUACGUGACAGAAAAGCACCUUCACACGCGAACAACGAGAAAUAAAGCAGAUGUUGUGAGUAUUUUGGGGUGACAGUCGCUCUCUGUGUCUGAACCGGUGGAAAUAUGAAUGAUGCGGAUGCAGCCUCAAGAAAGCGCGCGAGCUCCCGAGAGCUCCAGACUCCCAAGAACGAGGAUGCCUAUGAAAUCCCCAUUCCCUUUGAAGACAACAACUUUGAUCAGCAGGGAGGCUUCUACAACCAGAAUGACCACAACUUUGACGGAAGUGAUCCGCCAGCACAGAGCAGCUCGUACCUGUUAAUCAAUAACCUGCGCACACAACUACAGAUCUCACUGGAGAAGAAUUCAUGGCUGCAGAAACGCAUUGAGGACCUGGAGGAGGAGAGGGACUUCUUGCGCUGCCAGCUCGAUCGGUUCAUCUUCUCAACCAAGAGUCAGGAAAGCAAUGGUAAUGAUUCCAGGAGUUUUUCUUGGAGAAGGACACGAGAAAAUGAUCGCGAUCAACAAGUGGAGAACCAGCGUUCGUCCAACCGUCAAUCAUUCCAGCAGAGGCCAACCCAACAGACCUCAACCAAUCCCAAGGCCCUGAGCUCUGUUCCUGGUCCAGUCAGUGCUCAGAUAAAUUCCUUGUAUGGAUCUCCCCACCCUCAGCCUCUUCUGCAGGGCCACGGUGGCGGCAGCACCAGCAGCAGCAAGAACAGGUCCCUCAAUGAACUGCAAGAAUCCCUCACUCUUCUGGGAGACGAAGAAGAGGAUGACUACCUCGAGGAUAGCUACCUAGAGGAAGAGGAAAUGAUGUCUCGAGAAGAUGUGAUCACAGAGAACAUGUCGCUUGGGAACAUUGGCACAGCUGGAAGACCCACCGGCAGUCAUCCAGCUCUGAAGAGAAGAAGGGUUUUCAGAAUCGCCAGAGGGAGAGAAAGACAGAGAGUGAAAGACGCAGCGGGUGUGCUGUUCCGCUACAAAAAGAUCCUGGUAACAUACCAGAGGUUUAAGAACAUGUCCAAGGCCUUCCAGAUCCACGGUGUAGAUCGUAAUACGGUGGCCUCUACCACACCCAUCGCUGAGCUUCUGCUGGUGGCUCCAGAGAAGGUGGCUGAGGUGGGCGAGUUUGACCCGUCUAAGGAAAAGCUUCUAGACUACGCCCGGCGGUGUUAUAUCGCCCUCGACCCACAGACACUCAGCAAAGUGCAAGCCCUGAAGAAGAACAACCUCCUCCUUCCCAUCUCCUACAGGUUGAAAGGAACGGAUAAUCGAUAAUAGGAAGAUUUAGCAGGGUGAUUCUUAUCCUGCUACUAUACAGUGGAACCCUUCACUGUAUUUUAAUGUACCAUAGGACACACAUCUCCCAUCUCAACAUUCACAUUGUUCUGUUCAGAUAUGUUGUACUCGGAUCCAAGUGUAUUAUCACUCACUCAUGAAACUGGACGCUCAAAGCUGCGGGUGGGUUGCACACUUUUGCUUUCAGGUUUGGUAUUUUAAAACAGAAGUUAGUUCUCAAACCCAUUUUACACCAUUCUUUCAUAACAGACUUUUUAGUAUCCCCCAAUUGUUGCUAUGGUUAAAGCUCAAGAAUUUCCCCUUUAGUUAUGAUAUUCUCUGCUGGGUCAUUAGAUCCUCUCCGUUGUCCCAAGUGUGUGUCCUGGUUCUCCGUAUCUCAUAGCACUUACUUGACAGAGUGAAAGACUUUUGAAAUGUAGGUUCUUCUAAAAAGUGGUGCAUGCAUAGACCCAUGCACUCCUCCUAUUUUAACACUGUGCUACUCUUCGCAAGCGGCACCUUUACGUUCCCAUUUGAACCUCUUUGGAUGUGAUUUGUGGAGUGUUCGUGCAUGUGUCUCCCUUAAUAAUGGCCUGUCUCCUAUUAGAUGACACUGACUGUUCAGCAUGUGCAAAGUUUAUAUAGUGAUAUAAUACAUGUUAAAACAGUUGGUAAUAGUACUAGUCUAGUACAGCAUAGUGCAGAUGUUAAUGUUGUGUGAGGGAGUGAGUGCAGAGAUGUUCCUGUUCUACCUGGUGCUGAAGUACUCAUGAGUGUGUGUGUGUGUGUGUGUCUCUGUUUUUGUUUGUCAAAUUCACUUUGUGUGUGUGGGUGCAUGUUGGGUGUUUGUUAAUGUGCAGCGAGAUUAGACUGUUCAUGGCUCCUUUAAGCACAUUUUGAAUCCUCCAAGUGGUUAAUAAAAAAACAGCAGGUUUCUCUUUACAUCGCAAUCUUCUUCCUCACCAUCAGAUCAAGUUUGUGGGAACACUACGAAAAGUUUCAGUUUGUUAACAGUUAAUACAUUAGAUGUCAUAAACUAAAAUGAACAGCAUUACUAUUGUUCAGUUUUGAUUUACUCCCAUUUAUACCCUAGUGAAAAAUAAAUGUACUUAAAUGUAUCUAAAAUACAUUUAUUUAAUGCUAAGUAUACUAAAUAUACUUGUACUUAUUUUAUAAACUAAAUAAAAAAUAUCCUGCAAUUGUACUUACGGUGACUUAAAAAAUGUUUUUAUGUUAGUAAGUCUCGAACAAUAUGUCAGUAAAUAUGUUAAUAGAUUUGAACUGUACUAAGAAUAUCACCUUUUACUAGGGUAAUGCAUUAUUUAUAAAACUUGAUAUUCUAAUUUUUUUUUAGUUUAUGUAGAAAUGAACACUAAUCUAAAAUAAUUGCUACCUAAUACAUUAACUAAUGUUAACAAAUUGAACCUAAUUGUGAAGUGUCACUGUAUUUGCAUUAUCUUGCACUUUUUAAUGUCAUUUUCCUGUCUGCUACCAUUGAUUUAAGGGUCUGGGCUUAAGUAUAUAUCAGUUUCACCUCAGGAACCAAUCAUUCGCGAAUAUUUCAAGUACAGUUUAGUUGAUCAUAAAAUCAUUUUCCGCUGUUGUGUUUGAGAAGCUGUUUAUAUAGUCUGGUCUUUUCUGUUAUACUUUCAUGAAAUGUUCAUUGAUUCUUUGUAUUGUGAAUCACACUAAACCAUUUGAUUUCCUACUGAA